This is a messenger RNA of Dimorphilus gyrociliatus, 830 nucleotides long. The record is from the annotation of a GenBank genome assembly. Lineage: Eukaryota; Metazoa; Annelida; Polychaeta; Dinophilidae.
AUUGGGAUCCUAGUUUUUGCACUGUACGAAGUCUAUAAACAAUUCGAAUGUUCAAGCACGUUAUCUCCGCUUUCAGUCCAAGAAUUCUGUCAUCAACUCUCCUUUCAAAUAAAAUGUCAACAAUGGCAAACUAUAAGGCUUUGAAUGUUACCCAACAUAGUGAAUUUGUUAAACAUGUUGAAGUUAAUAGACCGGAAAAAAGGAACGCUAUGAACAUGGAUUUUUUUAAUGAAAUGAUCGACUGUUUCAACACUUUGUCUUUCGAUCCCGAUUGUCGGGUCAUCGUUUUGAGUGGAGCUGGUAAGAUGUUCUCAGGCGGUAUAGAUUUACAAACUCUCAUGGCGCUUGGACAAGACGGAGCUGAUAUUGAAGAUGUUGGAAGAAAGAGCUUCAUGCUCACAAAGGUCAUUCCUAAAUUGCAAGAGAGUUUUAAUGUUAUUGAAAAAUGUCGCAAGCCUGUAAUUGCCGCAAUUCAUAAUGGUUGCAUAGGCGGUGGAGUAGACAUGGUUACUGCAUGCGAUAUACGCUAUUGCACACAAGAUGCAUUCUUUGAGAUUAAGGAGGUUAAAGUCGGUUUAGCAGCCGAUAUAGGAACUUUACAGAGACUACCCAAAGUCAUUGGAAACAACAGCUUGGUGAGAGAAUUAGUUUAUUCUGGUCGACAAAUGCAUUCGGAUGAAGCACUCCAGGCCGGCCUCGUUAAUAAAGUUUUCCCGACUAAAGAAGCCAUGAUGAAAGGAGCUUUGGAAAUGGCCACACAAAUAUCUGAACUAAGUCCUAUUGCAGUCCAAACAAGCAACAAUGAACAGUGCAAUGUUACAAAGCCAUGA